ACUCAGUCGGUGCCGCGCUGCCGCCCCGGCAGGAUGGAUCUCGACGAGGUGCUGCCGGAUGUCGGCCAGUUCGGGGCGUAUCAGCAGUUGCUGCUGUGGUUCGUGCUGCUGCCGUGCGUCCUGCCUUGCGGCUUUCACGCCUACAAUCAACUGUUUAUGGCGGCCAGGCCUCAGCAUUGGUGUCGAGUCCCAGAGUUAGACCACUUGGACCCUUUCCUAGCUAGGAAUUUGAGUAUUCCGGUAGAGUGGAAAGACGGUGAACCGACUUUCAGCCACUGCACGAUGUUCGCGCGCAACUAUAGUGAACUAAGGCAGUUACCGGUCAGUCAGCACGCUCUAGCGGCGGCUAACGUCACUACUUGUAGGCACGGCUGGACCUUCGACUAUUCACAGUACGCCACUACUGUUGUCACUGAGUGGGACAUGGUGUGCCAGAAAGACUUUUACAGUACACUAGCGCUAGUUCUACUCGGAGUAGGUGGCCUUAUUGGGAACUAUAUAUUUGGAUACCUGCAGGAUAGCAUUGGUAGGAGGCCUUCAUUUUUCAUCUACUUAUUCAUAGAGUGCUUAUUCGGGAUUGCCACCGCCUUCGCGCAAGACUUUGUCACGUGGACGCUGUUCAGGGUGGGGGUGGGAUUCACAGUCCCCGCUAUCCUAGGGACACCUUACGUCUUGGCCAUAGAGCUGGUGGGACCUAAGCACCGCACGGUCUGCACAAUUCUCACCAACAUCGCUUACUCCCUCGGCCUGGUGGCUCUAGCGGCUGUCGUCUACCUCAUCAGGGACUGGAGACAGCUAGCCCUCGCCACCUCCGUGCCGUUCCUCUCAUUCUUCCUCUACUGGUGGGUCCUACCAGAGUCUCCCCGCUGGCUGCUGGCCAGAGGCAGGUUUGAAGAAGCGGAGAAAAUCCUAAAAAAGAUGGCCAGAGUGAACGGCAAAAGUUUGCCAGCCAACUACAUGGUACAGCUUAAGCGCAAAUACCAAGUAGACAGGUACAUGCAACAGAAGGAUCAGGAGAAGGACCACAUCCGAAGCUAUGGUGUAAUGGAUCUUCUCAGAACCUCAAAUCUCAGGAGGAAGACACUUAUCAUUACAUUCAUCUGGUUUACCAACACGAGCGUGUAUGUUGGCUUGAGCUACUAUGCGCCGGCCCUGGGAGGCGACGAGUUCCUCAAUUUCUUCCUGGCGGGGGCGGUCGAGUUGCCGACCUAUGUGGUGCUGUGGCCCGCCAUGGACUGUGCCGGUCGCCGGUGGACUCUCUGUGUCAGUAUGGUGAUCGGUGGGCUGGCUUGUCUAGGCACGAUAAUGGCGCAAAACAGCACAACUUGGACACUAGUCCUCUACUGUGUGGGGAAGAUGGGUAUCUCGUCCUCAUACGUGGUGUUACCUCUAAUGGCCUCAGAACUUUACCCGACUGUGGUCCGUGGUCUGGGCAUGAGCUUCAGUGGGGUCGCCGGCAUGCUCGGUCCUGUCUUCAUACCCUUAGUCAACUACAUGGGGGCUGACAUGCUGGUCCUGCCACUUCUUGUCAUGGGAGCUCUUCUGGUGACUGGAGGUCUGUUUAGUCUUCUGCUCCCGGAAACUCUCCACCAGCACCUCCCCCAGACACUCGAGGACGGUGAAGCCUUCGGCAAGGACUGGUUCAGCUGCUGCCCGACCAGUUACAGGGUCAGUGAUGUAUCGAAGAACGAGAAACUGCCGGUGCAAAUAGUUCCCGAGUCUCCCAUCAAAAGCCUGCUGACGGCCGUCACGAGAGAGACUCCUCUGUCAACUCCCGUCGUCACAGACGGCACAUCGUCCACCGACGUCACCUCAGACACUGUUCUGUCCGUCGGCAGGGAACAGACGGUCCGUGUCACAGUCGUCUGACCCCGGCUAGCCGCAACCGACCUUCUAGCCGCCCCUGACCGUCUGUGGUGGGCGAUCCUGCUGUAUAUACCUCACGGUCUCAACUAACCGCACAAUGUUUUCUACUUUAUACAGUUUUUGUCAAACAUGAACUAGAAAGACAAUUUUAAAGUUUUAUAAUUAGUGGGAUAAAAAUCGUAGUUGUUCAAUGUUCUUUCAGAGACUAUCUUUAGGGAUUAAUUUAUCUUUCGUAAGCGUACUCAGCCUGGAGACUCCCCAUUGUUAUUUCGUAAUGUAUUCAGCAUCUAAAUUUCAAAAAUGACUUUACUUUUAUCAAAUUAAAUGUUAAUUGUUGAAAUUAAUUUAAAUUAUACUGGAUUCAUCAAGUGUUUACAGUAAUACCCCGUCCACAUUGUGAAGAGAUUCUGGGGUAGUGACCAAUCAGAGCAAGGAACCGUCCACGUGGGCUGAGCGUAAUCGCAGAAUUUCCGCGCGAUGAGUUCACAACCGGUCACUCUCACCUUCACCUUAAUCCUAAAAAGGAGAGAACUCUGGCACGGUGGAUCUAUUACAAUCAGCGAUGAAACGUUUACUGACAAUAUAAAAGCUCAAAUGCCUUGACAUGGCGCUGCUCUUGACGGCGUGUGAACCGGGUAGUCACCUUGUCAUGACAGUGGUGGGCGACACUCUUAACACUAUGUUAAUUUAGUAUGGUUUAAUGAUGUAGAUGAUACGCCGUUAUUAACGCAAUUUCAGCAACAUUUGAAGUAUAAAUUUAUGUGUAUUAUUCAUUGUACUGAAAAAUCAACAAAAAGAAAAAAAACUAUUCCUACGUACUUUUAAAAAGUACAGCAUUUGUACACAAAUACGUUUUUUAUCAAAACGACUAAAACUAAAACUAUUUCUAGCUGAUAUCGUUAUCAGAAAAACAUUGGCUUCAUUAUAAACGAUACAAAUUCUUUGAUUGAAUCAUUUAGAGGUCAAAAGUAUGAGUUGUGUUUAUUCUUCCUGUUUCUGUUCCAAUAGUUGAGGUUAGAAAGUGAAAUAUAACGACAUAGUUUGUAACGAGCACAACUGUACUGUAAUAUUGUCUUGCCCAAUUGUGCCUUGGUAAUUUUUAUACAACAUACUUUUAUGUUUAUAAAAAUUAAAUACGGAAA
Homalodisca vitripennis (glassy-winged sharpshooter) is the source of this 3008-nucleotide messenger RNA. Its product is annotated as beta-alanine transporter-like. Gene Ontology annotation, cellular component: membrane. The transcript has 12 exons. The record is from RefSeq and is a predicted model, not a curated record. NCBI's taxonomy places the organism in Eukaryota, Metazoa, Arthropoda, Insecta, Hemiptera, Cicadellidae. Gene Ontology annotation, biological process: transmembrane transport. Gene Ontology annotation, molecular function: transmembrane transporter activity. Bases 34 to 1869 code for a protein of 611 amino acids.